Messenger RNA from Striga asiatica, 3139 nucleotides. The record is from the annotation of a GenBank genome assembly. Lineage: Eukaryota; Viridiplantae; Streptophyta; Magnoliopsida; Lamiales; Orobanchaceae.
UGAUGGGGAGNNNGAACCCGGCGAGGUCCCAGCGGGGCCGAGGAGGGAGUCGCCGAUGGGGAGGAGGCGGCGAUGGCCAAGAUCUGGGGAGUUGAGGGACCCCCGUCCUUGAGGGGUCAGCGGUCUUCGCCGGCGGUCUUCACCCACAGUUCUGUGCGACCGUCGCGUGUGAUAUCUACAAGCCCUUAAGAGCUUCCGAGGCAAAGAAAAGGCCAGCCAUUAACUUCAUGGGAAGAGUGCAAAAAGACAUUAAUGGCAGCAUGCGUGCGAUUCUUAUUGAUUGGCUUGUCUAUUUGCCUAUGUCACCUUCUUUUGUUUCCUCUUUUUGGGAGAAAAUAUAGAUGCUUGAACUUGGGCGGGGUCUGGAACAAUUACUGUGUGCUUCUAGAAGAGGCAUCAACUGCAAGGUCUAGUGUUUUUCUAUUGAGGCCACUGUUUGCAUAUGGUUCGUCCACAUCAUGGUGGGGCAAGUUCACAUCUUGGCGUGGCGCUUUUGGAUCAGGAUGUGGCCGGUAUACGUCCCAAUUUGGCUCAGAACCUGGAUCUUCAUCUCACUUGAUAUCAAACAUCAAAACAAGAUGAAGAAUAAACGUUGUAUGAAGAUUGGUACUAUGAGUUUCGUCAUACCAAAUAUGGACUCACGGAUUGCGAAAUACUUCAACCUUUUCAACCUUUUGUUGGAUGUCUAUGAAAAUAUCAUUCAAAUGAACCCUAGGUCAUCGUAUUUUCAAAGAUAUCCAACACAAGCUUGAAGUAUUCCCCCUGUGAGUCCAGUAUUUGUAUGAAGAAACUCAUAGUACGACUCAUCUUCCUACAACUUAGAUUCAUCAAGGUUAGUUUGAUGUCUGCAGAUGUUAUUCCAUAUAAAUACUACCAUACAAAUACUAUUAAAAUAAUGAUAUAUAUUAAAAGAAUGAUAUAUAUAUAUAUAUAUAUAAACUUUUUGCAAACAAAAUACUACUAGAAGGAAUAAAUUGACUUAAAUAUUUUUUUUUAAAAAAUACCUAUUUUUUAUUUGUUGCAUAUUUAAUCAGUUGCUUGUUAGCUUGUUGAGAAAUGAUGUAAGAUCAUUAUCCUCUACAUGAAGCUUAACUUGCGCUAAAACUUGAUUUCAUCUUAAGGUAUGACCAACGAACCUUAAUGUCUCAGGAUUUGAGCCGAACUCAAUUGUGGAACGUAUGCGCCUAACUAGUGACUAAAAAUGUCACCGUUUUGGGUGAUUUUUGGGGGUAGAAUUGUCACUAUAGUAGGACACUUUUUAUUUUCUGGCUCUUUGCACGUCUCCCUUCUUCAUCAAUAACCGAAAAAGGACGCCUUUUUCCUCCGCGUCUUCCCGAAAAGACGAGAGAAGAGCACUCAUUCUUCUUCAUUUUCCAUAUCUUGGCUCGGCUUUGAGCUGUCGCCUGACGCACCUACCCUCACCAUAUGGUCCGUCACUCUGGCCUCUGAGCCGACUGACGAGUGCCAGCGAGCGGCUAGUGUUCGAGCUGAGUCAUGCGGAUUGGAUGAGACGUACUGACCACCGAGGACAUGUGCACCAGCUAUUUCAGAAGACUUUUCGUAAACUUGCGUAUGGAAUUUAAUGGUCAUAAAGGGAAAAACAAUGGGAAAAACUUGAAUCUUCAGCCAAGCACACACACGCACACACACAUUUUUGGUGUAUGAAAAAUAAGUUGGUUUUUCAUAUGUUGUUUCAGGAUUCUAGCUGCAUGUGGCUUUUCUAACAUACCAGGUGAACUGGGAACCUACCGGGACCCAAAUUUCUGUUUUGCUGAGGAUGAGAGAAAUGGUUGGUGGUGAGGGAUUUCCGACAGAAGAUCUGAGUGAGAUGCUGAUUAUAGCUUGCAGAAUAUGGAGGUUGGAUUUGGUUGCCCCAUCGUAUUCUUGGAAUGAACUCGUUACCCUGAGAACUAAAUAUUGUGAUUUGAUUGCAAAUUCGCAACUUUCCCUUACGUUUCUUCCAUAUUGUUUGGUCUUCAAUAGGUCUAUACAAAUAAUAUUAAGAUAUCCUCCCACGAUGGCUUUGACUGGAGAGGAGAAGCAGCUACUCUGGAAAUUUCGAUCUGAGAAAAGGGCACUUCCCAAAUUUUUGCGCUGUGUUAAAUGGAGUGAUGAUGUCCAGGAAGUGAAGCAGGCAUUGGAACUCAUGGGAAAGUGGGUGACAAUUGAUGUCUGUGAUGCAUUAGAGCUUCUAUCCCCAUACAGAGAAAAUCAUAUCCCCGCAGUCUUUUCCUUUUUCCAUGUUUUCUCUCGAUCGCGUUUGAGCAAGAACAGAGAAAAUCCUUUGCCUUCAUCGUCCCUCAACCUCGCCAUCCGUCGCGGCGACCAACUGCUCCAUCUCCGGCGAUUCCAGCAGCAACGCCGUGAACCAGUCCCGUCACGCAGCAACCCCUCCUCUGCGGCGACCCUCCGCCGCGAAGCCACCGCAAGCAGAGCCAUCCCCGACCCCGGCCACCUUCUCGCGACGAGCUCUCUCCUCUCCGAGCCUGUGAUUUCCGACCGUUGUGACGAGCAGCUUCGUCAGACCUUCCAGCUGUUCUCAAUUCCGGCGAGCCCUCCGCCAUCGCAGCAGCCCUCCUUUGCUGCGGACAGCCACCCCGUCGCGACUUCCGGCGAUUUUUCCUGUUCGAGCAGCAACGCGCCGCGGCCAAGCCCUCACGCCGCGACAUCAGAUCCUUUGCCCCGCCGCGUGUUUCUCUCAACGGCGAGCAGCAGGUCCCUCGUCCACUCGCGAGCAUUGCGGCCCUCGUUCUAUCCAUUCACGUCGAGAAAUCCUUGUAAGCGAGCCCCUGUUCAAAUUUCAAAUUUCACCGAACCUCCUUUUCGAGCUGCAGCAGGCAGCCCGAACGUCAGCGGCACCCCGUCGGCCCUCGUUCGCAGCAGCCGUCCCUUCACAGCAGCGGCCAGAUUCCUUUUUCCGUCGAGCAGUGGCCUUUCGGGCGCGUGCGAGGAUAACAACGGGCAGCCUUUUGUCGUAAGGGUUAGCAGCGGUAAGCCGUCGAGCCCCCCGUUGUGCGCCGUCAACCCUCGUUCGACCCGACAUCGCGACCUGCUCCUCCGCGGGACGUCACUCUCAGCCCUCGACCUUCAGCGAGCUCCGUCAGGCGCAAACGGACGAGUUGUCCAUUCCGCGAGAUAG